This is a messenger RNA of Scaptodrosophila lebanonensis, 2550 nucleotides long. RefSeq lists its product as uncharacterized. The coding region runs from base 1 to 2550 and encodes 849 amino acids. The record is from RefSeq and is a predicted model, not a curated record. Gene Ontology annotation, molecular function: serine-type endopeptidase inhibitor activity. The transcript is spliced from 3 exons. Lineage: Eukaryota; Metazoa; Arthropoda; Insecta; Diptera; Drosophilidae.
AUGACGACAACAACAAGAACGACAACGACGCAGCCACUUAAAGGUAGCAUCCAAAUCGCCUGCUCUCCCAAUGGCACAAUCAAAAAUCAACAGCAGGAGCCGCCGCCGGUGAGGUCGCUGGGUGGCAUAAAUUUUCAAAUUGUUAGCUCGGCCUGUGGACCACUUGAACGGAAAUGGCUAAUUCCAGCUGCUGAGAUUGCCGCCACCUCGUGGCUGCUGCUCCAGUGUCUGAUGUCUGGCAGCUGUUCCCCACCGACACAAAAAUAUUCGCUUUUUCGUGUGCUCCAACGUCCCACGCCACUUCCACUUUCAUUGGAGCACGACUUUCUUUACAAGAGACCAAGAUCACGAUUUAAUUGUGGUUUGACAAAGCUUUGUAAGACGUUGGCAUCGGCAUCGGCGUCGCUGUCGCCGCUGCAAUCGCAGCCAGUGCUGGCAGCAAACUGGUUACGUCUGCGUCGCGGCUAUCGCCUGAUUCUUGACGUCGCACGAUUCUUGUUUCAUAAAAAGUCUUUGGGUAACUUUCUUGAGCUUCAUUCGCGUUGGAAUCGCGGCUCUAAACGUAUCGUGUGGUUCGUUGAAAUGAAAGUCGCAUUAUAUCUGCUUCCAUUGUUAGUUGGCGCCGUCGUUGCGCAUCCAACACCUGAGGAUGCCACAAGUAAGCCAUCCUUACCCAUCAGCUUUGCCAGCGAGGCUUCCCAGCUCAUAGCCACGCAACUGCUGAAGCACAAUAAAGACAUCGACGCCAAUCAGGUGCAUUCCCCCUUGGGCGUUGCAUCGAUAUUGGCGGUGCUGGCCGAGGCCUCAUCGGGCGAGACCUAUGCCGAGUUUAACAAAGUCUUUGGCUAUCCCAUGCAACGUUCCCAACUGCGCGAGGCCUACAGACGCAUAUUGGGCAACUAUAAGAACCGGGAUGCGGGCGUGGCACUGCCCUCUUUCCAAACCUGGCUCUACAUCUAUCGCAACUACACGGCGAACGAUGACUACAAGCAACUGCUUCAACAGCAUUACCACGUCGACGUAAAGGAUAUAAAUCGCCAGGACUACGACUGGAGCGAUCCCAACACCUCAUUGACUUUAGAGGGCAGUGGCAGCGACCCCACUGAGCCCAGCAAUAGCAAAGAUGUCAUUGGAUUCGAGACUUUGAAGCGCAUUAAUCUGGAUGAUGAUGCACCAACCACAAUUGCCGACAAUUACGGUGAGGAGGUGCUGAAUAAGGAAGCCUCUAAACUGGAUCGCGACAUAGAUGACAAGCAGUAUGUGGAAAAACCUGUUGCUUUGGCCGAGGCUGAGCAGCUGAAGAAGAAACAGGAGGAGAAUGAGAAGGUGGUGGAGAAGGAGAAGGAACAGCAGCCAACAACAACAGAAACACCCAUAGAGUUAGCGGUCACUGAUGCCUCAGUGGAAAAACAAGAAAAACCAGCUGUUGUCGUCGCUGAGGCAGAGGAAAAUCUAGCGGAUAAGCAACAGAACAAACGCAGCGAUGCCGAUCUGAAUGUGGAGGAGAACGAAACGGUGCAUGAGGAUGAGAAGCUGCGCAAGCAGCAGCCACAGAACGGUGACCAGGUGCUGCUGACGACCGGCAAUGAACCUGAGAAGGUGCGUCUGCCGUUGCAGAAACUGGAAAAUGCGGUCAAGAAGGUGGCCAAGGAGACGGCCGAUGAGAUUAUGAUAGCGCUGGAAUCACAUCUCGGGGCAGUUAGCCGGGUUUAUGGAGGACGUAGUCUCUUCCGACCCGAUGAUAUUGCCUCUGCAUUGAGCGCCAAUUCCAUAACAGGUCGUGCCGUUGGCAGCAAGACCAAAAUGCUGCUGUUCAACGGACUCUACUAUCGUGGUAGCUGGGCCCAGCCUUUCUACCAAUUGCGUGAUGCCGAUGAGUUCUUCUUCAUGACCAACGAUGAUGCAGUCAAGACACCCAUGAUGCACACCAAGGGCAAGUUUUAUGUGACGGACUUGCCACAAUUGAAGGCGCGUCUCUUGUCGCUGCCCUAUGAGAAUGCCAAAUACGGUCUCUCCAUCAUACUGCCCAACGAUCCCGAGGGCCUAGCCGAUGUCAUUGGCCAGCUGCAGCCCAGCGACUUCAAAUAUGCGCGUGAGAAUGCCAAACUCUUGGACUUGCAUGUGACUUUGCCCAAAUUCCAAGUGGAGGAAACCUCCCGCUCUGAAUCCAUGCUGAAACAAUUGGGCCUGAAGCGACUCUUUUCACGUAAGGAGGCUGAGCUGAACCUAUUGUCCGACCAGGAUGAGGACUUGCAUGUCGAUGAGAUAGUGCAGUUCGUCAAUGUACGUGUGGAUGAGGGCGGCAGUGGAGCUAACUCCUUAUCUGCAGCCACCAUGCAGGCUCGCACACCCACUCCAGAUGCCACACUUCCUGUGCCGGAGCCCGAACCUGAGCCAGGGGUAGAGAAAUUCGAUGUAAAUCAUCCAUUCGCAUACUUCAUCAUCGACACGGAGGAGCAAUUUGUGCUGGCAUCGGGCAAAGUCUAUGCGCCCGAAUUCAAGGAUGAGCUGCCACCCGUCUCCAUUGAAGUGGAACUGGAACAGGCGUAG